Capronia epimyces CBS 606.96 is the source of this 2403-nucleotide messenger RNA. RefSeq names its product SCY1 protein kinase. The coding region runs from base 1 to 2403 and encodes 800 amino acids. Gene Ontology annotation, biological process: protein phosphorylation; tRNA export from nucleus. The record is from RefSeq and is a predicted model, not a curated record. Gene Ontology annotation, molecular function: ATP binding; protein kinase activity. Gene Ontology annotation, cellular component: cytoplasm. The transcript has 3 exons. NCBI's taxonomy places the organism in Eukaryota, Fungi, Ascomycota, Eurotiomycetes, Chaetothyriales, Herpotrichiellaceae.
AUGGACUUUCUGAAAUCUGCAGUCGCCUCUGCCAUUGCCAAAUCAAGCUCCUUUCCAGUGACCAUCGGGGACAGGAUCGAUCUCGGAGACUCGAUCUGGUCUUUACACAAUGCCAUCAAGAAGGACGACUAUAGUCAAUGUUGCCUCUUCACCUUCGACAUCAGCCUCAACAAGGCCCGGCUACCGUUGGCCAAAAACGCGGCGCGAAAGUUGCGCACCCUGCGACAUCCGGGCGUGAUUCGGGUCAUCGAUGUGAUUGAGAAUGAGACGCACAUAUACAUCAUCGUCGAGAAGGUCACACCUCUAAGCUGGCACAUCAAACGCAAGAGUCUGAGCGAAGAGACCAUAAAAUGGGGAUUGUACAGCGUUUCUUCCACCUUGAAGUUCAUCAACAACGAUGCUUCUUCCGUACACGGCGCCGUUCGAGUCUCGUCGGUCUUUACCAGUGAAAGUGGGGAAUGGAAGCUUGGGGGCUUUGAACUGUUGAGUUCGAUGAACGAAGACGACGCCAUCAUUUAUACGUACGGGAGCUUGUUACCGGAUUCUGGCCGAUAUGCGCCCCCGGAAGUUGCCAACGGCGGCUGGUCCGCCAUCAAAAAGAAUCCCCUCGGUGCACCCGACGCAUACGGGUUGGGGAUACUGGUCUUUGAAGCAUUUAAUGGUACUUUCAUGGGCACUGAUCAACUAGGACAACCUAGAAGCAUACCUGGAAACAUGGUCCAGAGCUACCGAAGAUUAAUCAACGCAAACCCGAAAAUCAGAUUGAAUGCCGGCCAAUUUGUCGAGCUCGGAAGGAAGACAGGAGGGUUCUUCGAGACACCUCUAAUCCACAUCACCGAGGAUGCGGAUCGUCUGGGGUUGAAGACCGAAGAUGAAAGAGACGAGUUCCUAGGAGAGCUGGAUGCCCUGACCGACGACUUCCCGGAAGACUUCUUCAAGAUGAAAAUCCUACCCGAACUGCUUAAAUCCGUCGAGUUUGGUGGUGGAGGACCUAGCGUUUUCGGAGCGAUCAUGAAGAUAGGUUUGAAAAUGUCCGACGACGAAUUCGAAUCUCGACUUGGACCUGUGAUUCUGCGGCUUUUUAGUAGCCCUGAUCGAGCCAUGAGAGUGUGCCUACUGGACAACCUACCGUUGAUGGUCGAUCGGAUCCCCCAAAAAGACGUCAACAACAAGAUUUGGCCAGCCAUGACUACGGGUUUCAUCGAUACAGCCCCAAUAGUGAGGGAACAGACGGUGAAAGGUGUACUGUCAAUAAUCUCCAAACUGUCUGAUCGAGUGAUCAACGGAGAGUUACUGCGAUACCUCGCUAAAACCGCCAGUGAUGAGCAGCCUGGGAUACGAACCAACACGACAAUUUGCCUGGGGAAGAUUGCCAGGAAUCUGGGAGUUGGUUCACGGUCGAAAGUUCUGAUUGCAGCAUUCUCUAGGUCUCUCAGGGAUCCCUUUGUACAUGCCCGCAAUGCAGCUUUGAUGGCCCUCAACGCUACUAUUGAUGUAUUCAGCGACGAAGAUUGUGCCACCAAGAUCCUUCCGGCGGUUUGUAUCAGCCUCAUCGACAAGGAGAAGCUGGUUCGCGACCAGGCAAACAAGACUUUGGAUAGCUAUCUGCAAAGGGUGCGGAAAUAUGCAUCGACCAUGUCGGAUACUGCGCUUCCACGGGAGACUGCAACCGGCGCUGCUACUGCACCUGCUCCCGCUAGAAUGGGAAAUCAGAGCGACACAAGCUGGGCUGGUUGGGCAAUUUCCUCCUUUACCAACAAAAUGGCCGGUGCAAGCGGCGAAAUGGCUUCGUCGACAACUGCGAACGGGUCUGCGAAUGGGUCUGCGUUGAAACAAACGCAGUCACUCCCCGCCUCUGGGCGCGCAACCCCUACAGUCAAUGUCAUCCCCGCGAAACCGGUCACUAGCUCUCCAAGGCCCACUGCCUCAUACACAGCAAGGAGCUCGACUUCCCAACCGCCUGAACCUGUGGAGACUUUUGAAGAUGAUGCCAUGGAUGCCUGGGGGACGAUGGAUGACGAUGGAGACAAUUUUUUCGAUGCUUCCAGCCAAGCCGCCAAAGCUGCCGGUGCUCCUGCUGUUGCCUUUGAUGACGGCGGGGAACCAGAUUUUGCAGGCUGGUUGGCUGCACAGUCCAAAGCGAAGGCCCACAAGCAGCUGCCUAAGGGAUUGACCAAGUCAAAUGCCGCUGGAGAAGGAUUGAAUAUCAGACCAUCUGUUCCGGCGAGAAGCAUCUCUGCUGGCGCUGGCGUUGGUAAUGGCGCGUCCAAUGUGAAGAGACCUACCGUUGGAAGUGCCAGGACCGUAACUUCAAUGACUGUGAAGAAGGACGUCAAGAAGGAGGUGCCGAAGCCUAUCGAGGCAGACAUGAACGAUGAUGACUGGGGAGAUGCUUGGGAUUGA